This is a messenger RNA of Mirounga angustirostris (Northern elephant seal), 6102 nucleotides long. RefSeq names its product bone morphogenetic protein receptor type 1B (gene BMPR1B). Gene Ontology annotation, molecular function: SMAD binding; ATP binding; transforming growth factor beta receptor activity, type I. The transcript has 12 exons. The coding region runs from base 806 to 2314 and encodes 502 amino acids. Lineage: Eukaryota; Metazoa; Chordata; Mammalia; Carnivora; Phocidae. Gene Ontology annotation, biological process: BMP signaling pathway; cellular response to growth factor stimulus; protein phosphorylation. Gene Ontology annotation, cellular component: plasma membrane; signaling receptor complex. The record is from RefSeq and is a predicted model, not a curated record.
CCAGAAGAGCAGACAUAAUCUGAUGUGUAUGUGUAUUUUUUACGAGGUGCGUCAACAUUUUAUCGACUUCUCAAAAGUGUCAGUGGCCCCGAGUUUAAAAUCCACUGCGCGGGAUCAUCUUCGGGAGCCCCUUUCAGCUCUCGAUGCCCAGUAAUUCCACGAAUCUUCGUUCUUCAAACCUAGCCUUUUUUUCAGACUCCUUCUUAUCCAUGACCAAGAAGGCACCUCGCACUGCAAGGCAGUGAUGCUCGCGCCGCGGGCGAAGCUGUGGCCGUUCCCCCCCCAUCCAGGGCUGUGGAAGGGCGUGAACGGCGCAGCUCCCCGAGUCCGCUCACCACUCCUCGCACAGGCAGCCGAGCUGGGGCAGCUCCAAGGGCGUCGAGAAGUGUAAUCCCUCCGCUAAGUACUUGGCUCUCAGUCUCCAAUCACUAGUGGGAGCUGGAGAGGGCAAGUGAAAAAAAAAAAAAAAAAAAAAAAAAAUCCAGAGGCAGCCGAGGAGCGAGAGGGGAAAAAAAAAAAAAAAAAAAAAAAGUCCCGCGGCGGCGGCAGACCGGCCGCGACGGCCAGAAGUUGACGGUGCGGCCCGGCGCGGGGCGCGGAGUUGGCGUGGGGCCUGCGCGGGGCGCCCGGACAGGUCGCGGGAGCGCGGGGACAGCGGCGCUCAGGACGCCGGGGCCGGGAGCUCAGCGGCGGGUUCAAACUUCUGCUGAAUCAUCAUCAUUCACCGCUGAGCUAUGACAAGAGAGGAAACAAAAAGUUAAACGAGCCAGCCUGCCAUAAGUGAGAAGCAAACUUACUUGAUAACAUGCUUUUGCGAAGUUCAGGAAAAGUAAAUGUGGGCACCAAGAAAGAGGAUGGUGAGAGUACAGCCCCCACCCCUCGUCCAAAGAUCUUGCGUUGCAAAUGCCACCACCAUUGUCCAGAAGACUCAGUCAACAAUAUUUGCAGCACAGAUGGAUAUUGUUUCACAAUGAUAGAAGAAGAUGACUCUGGGAUGCCUGUGGUCACUUCUGGAUGUCUAGGACUAGAAGGCUCGGAUUUUCAGUGUCGGGACACCCCCAUUCCUCAUCAAAGAAGAUCAAUUGAGUGCUGCACAGAACGGAAUGAAUGUAAUAAAGAUCUACACCCUACAUUGCCUCCACUGAAAAAUCGAGAUUUUGUUGACGGACCUAUACACCACAAGGCCUUACUUAUAUCUGUAACUGUCUGUAGUUUGCUAUUGGUCCUUAUUAUUUUAUUCUGUUACUUCAGGUAUAAAAGACAAGAAACCAGACCUCGGUACAGCAUUGGGUUAGAACAGGAUGAAACAUACAUUCCUCCUGGAGAAUCCCUGAGAGACUUAAUUGAGCAGUCUCAAAGCUCAGGAAGUGGAUCAGGCCUCCCUCUGCUGGUCCAAAGGACUAUAGCUAAGCAGAUUCAGAUGGUGAAACAGAUUGGAAAAGGUCGCUAUGGGGAAGUUUGGAUGGGAAAGUGGCGUGGCGAAAAGGUAGCUGUGAAAGUGUUCUUCACCACAGAGGAAGCCAGCUGGUUCCGAGAGACAGAAAUGUAUCAGACGGUGUUGAUGAGGCAUGAGAACAUUCUGGGGUUCAUUGCUGCAGAUAUCAAAGGGACAGGGUCCUGGACCCAGUUGUACCUAAUCACAGACUAUCAUGAAAAUGGUUCCCUCUAUGAUUACCUGAAGUCCACCACCCUAGAUACGAAAUCGAUGCUGAAGUUAGCCUAUUCUUCUGUCAGUGGCUUAUGUCAUUUACAUACAGAAAUCUUUAGUACCCAAGGCAAACCAGCAAUCGCCCACCGAGAUCUGAAAAGUAAGAACAUCCUGGUGAAGAAAAAUGGAACUUGUUGUAUAGCUGACCUGGGCCUGGCCGUUAAAUUUAUUAGUGAUACGAAUGAAGUUGACAUCCCACCCAACACCCGAGUUGGCACCAAACGCUACAUGCCUCCCGAAGUGUUGGAUGAGAGCUUAAAUAGAAAUCACUUUCAGUCUUACAUUAUGGCUGACAUGUACAGUUUUGGACUCAUCCUCUGGGAGGUUGCUAGGAGAUGUGUAUCGGGAGGUAUAGUGGAAGAAUACCAGCUUCCGUAUCAUGAUCUGGUGCCCAGUGACCCUUCUUACGAGGACAUGCGAGAGAUUGUUUGCAUCAAAAAGCUCCGUCCCUCAUUCCCCAACCGGUGGAGUAGUGAUGAGUGUCUAAGGCAGAUGGGAAAACUCAUGAUGGAAUGCUGGGCUCACAAUCCUGCGUCAAGACUGACAGCCCUGCGUGUUAAGAAAACACUAGCCAAAAUGUCAGAGUCCCAGGACAUUAAACUCUGAUGUGAGGGGAAGAAAUAAGCAUCUCUGGAGAAAGCCAGUAGAUAUUCUUCUGUUUGUGGGCAGAGCAAAAGAUGUUCCAGAAGCAUCCACAGUACGAGCCUUGAACAUCAUCCUGCUUCCCAGUGGGUUCAGCCUCACCUCUCAGGGAGCAGCCUGGACAAAGAGAAGUUCCCAGAAACAUGUUCUCAUCAUGUCUGUUUGUAGGAGGGAAAAACCGCUUGGGUAACUCGUUCAAGAUAUAUGAUGCAUGUUGCUUUCUAAGAAAGCCCUGUAUUUUGGGAUUGCCUUUUCUUCUUUUUCCAAAAGAUGCUUUAAUUUUGCCAAAAUAGAACAAAUAAUGUAGAUGUUUUAAGGUUUAUACUGUUACAGUUUAAAUAACAACAAUGGAAGUUCUUCCCGGAAAUUCUGCUGGAAGGUAAAUUUUAAGAUAUCUUUUUCCAUUAGUGAAAUUUUGUUGCACUCUGCACACCAAAGGACAGUCUGUGGAGUUGGAGAACAUAGAAUGGAACUCAUCUGAAAGUCUUCCCGCUUCUGCCUCCUCAGACCACUUUGGCCAGCCCUGCCUUUAGGGGCCGCCGCAGCAAUGUGAAUGCACCUGGGCACAAAUACCACCUGUCUGGGGCCAAGUUUUGGGAUUCCUGCGGGUGCCCUUUUGUAGCUUCAGACGAUAUGGAACAAAUGAAGUUUUUCUGUGGCUCCGUUAGUAGUAGUUAAGUGUCGAUGUCAUUCUUCAGAACCACUUUGUGUUUCUGAUUCUUUUAAGGCAUUUCUGUCAUGGUAAAAUCCUUUCCUUUUCAUUAAACACAAACAAAGGUGGUUUUUUUUUUAUGUGCAGAGAAUUGACCCACGCCUGGUUUUGAUCUCUCAAAUGAAGAGAUCAAUAUGAAAUAAAAUUGCCAGCAGUUGGGUUGAAAACAAGGCUCUUUAAAAUAGAGAUAAUUUGUUCCUGCGUUGUAAGAAAAGUGUGUCAGUCGGAUAGAGGAUGAGGGUGGGGGUGCAAAUGCCCUGUUUCUUACCUAUGCAGACAAGCCCGUCCUAGAAGCACAAGGGAAAAGGACGCACACCUUAUUGUGUAUAGAUAAAGACGGUUUCUUUCUGUAAUUGUCUCUUUUGUGUCUGAGUGAAGGGAAGGAGAGGAAAGUAUGUCAGGUUAAUUUAACUGAUUGUAACUUAAAAUAGAAAUAUAACCUCCAGAUGGAACAGCAGAAAGAACUACAAAAUAUUGUAGCUGCUGUGACUUAUUAUUCUAAAAGAGAUCUAGAUCGAGCAUGUACAUCUUACAUGGUAAGUUCGCAUCUUAGAGGAGUGCUGACUCAGUUUAUUUUAUUCUCGCAAUGCUCAGUUCACUUUUUAAUUUAUUUAUGUAUUUUUUUCUUCUCUGUGGCACUUCUGCAAAACAUCUCCUCACCUACUCAAUUCUUUGAGGUUUUAAACCUCCGAGGAACGUUGAGUCAAAUCAUUGACAGGGCCAAUAUUCCUUAGCAACAGGAACAAAAAGCUCAGAAUUGUGCGCACCCCUCUCAACCGUGUUCAUUUAAUUUCCUUACUUUUCUUUGGUUUUCUUUUGUUUCCUCGAAAAUUCUGCAGUGUUCAGUAGAGAAUUGGGAAGUGCUUCUCCUUGGUCUUUUUAAAAACGACGUUCCUUCCAGAAUACUCCAGGGGGCGCUGUUUUAUAACACAUUUUCACCACUUGGUGCCUGAAGGAUGGAGGGUUUUUGAAAAAUUGACAGCUGCAAGAAAAAUGAAAAAAUAUUCUCCUCACUUCUGAAGGAGGCUUGCAGCUGGUGACUUGUUCAUCCUGAAAACCUCUUAGAGCACAGAGUGGUUGUGAGCCCUGCGUAAGUUUGGGAGAACAAGGAGAAUUGGUGUUCUCCACUCUAAGCAUUCACUUCCCAGUGCUUCAUACCUGCAUUUUGUUUGUAACAAAGAAAGAUUUUCUUAACCCUUGAAAAGGAACAAAAUUUCUGUGUUUCAAAAAUUACAGUUGUUUCCAAAUAUAAUUGUAAUUAGAAUGCUGCUUGUAGUGAUAUUAAAAUCACCAAAACAGCAAUGUAAACAAAUGUUCCUUUCCCUUGUGUCAAAUUGUAUUCUUUGUUAUAGCUUGGAAGGAAUAUGUACCUAGAACUACGUGUGAUAAUCAUCUGAGCCGUGGAGAGACGCUUCAGUGCCUCUACUUUGAUAAUCUACAAACAAAUGAGUAAACACGGAUGCCCGUUAAGUGGGGUCACGUUUGUGUUUCUUGGUUUUCCCUCAAUUUAAGCGAGGUUGGGUUUGCUUACCUCUUAGAUAAAAAUUUGUGUUCUUUUUGGCAAAUUUUUAUACAUAGAUAACUUCAAAUCAAAAUAUUUUGUGGGGAGGCGAUGAUUUGAAAGUAAACUAGAUUCUUAGAGAGGCGUUGGUUCCAAUGAAGGAUGGGAAGAAAUUAAAACAGCAUACAAAUUUCUUCUAUAUUAUUCGUUUAGUUGUUUUGGAAAAAUCUAGAGCUUACUUUCUAAUUCUCAACCUGAUUUACUCACUAUGAACAUUUAAAAAGUACUCUUGAGAUAUUUAAAAAGAUCCAUUUAGUUAUUAGAGUCUUUCAAUGAGAUAGGAAUUUAUUUAUGAGUAGAUUUUUCUUUGUGUCUUAUUACCAAAAUCCGCCUUACUUAGGGAAUACUAAAUUUAAAGAGACUACCUACUCACUUCCAAAUAAUCCUUUUUGGUUUUUAAAUUUUUAGUAGCUCAGAAGUGAAUUUUAUUUUAUUUUUUAUUUUUUUUGUUUUGUCUUUCAAUAGAAUAAGGGGGAACCUGGAAAUUAAUAUAGUUGAUUGCCUCCUUUCAGGACUCUUUCAAAGACUAAGAUUUUUCUCCUAAUCGCUCCCUCCCCUUCAGGGGAAUCUUAAAAUAUUAGUUGUUAGCUAAUAUAAGUUUGGUAUGCUAAGAUGUUCAGGUUUAGAGUUUAUGUAUGUGUGUAUAUAUUAUAUAAAUAUAUAUGUAUAUAUAAAUACUAUGCUCAGUUUGGAGUCUGGCACAACUCCAUUAUGUGGAUUACAGAGUAAAAUAUUAUGGAUAAUAAAGUACUAAAUGAAACAUAAUAUUUAUUUAUGAAAGUGUGUAGUUGGUUAAGUCACAAGGGACAGUGCUAUGAACAUUGCGUAGGAGGAGACAGGCCUUUGACUGCCGGACAGCACCACUCUCAAGUCACUCGUGAUCAUUCUUUUUAUUCUUUAAACAUAAAGCUUCUUAGAAAACAUGCCACGAUUUUAUGUACAGGAAAUCCUUUGACACAUUUCAGUUGUUGUAUAGUCAGGUAUAGGAAAUACUGAAUAAUGACAGAAUUUCAUGUUCCUAAGAGUCAUGCAUACUCAUUAGAAGUUACGGUGGUUUACAUUGUUGGUCUGUUCUGGUUCUUCUUUGUGAGCAGAAAGGCACUGAAAGAAGCCGAAUUUUUUAAACUUGAAUAGUUCUGUAGUUAUAUCUCCUUAGAAAACCCAGUCACACAGCAGUGGGAAUGAAAGACAUGGCAUCAGAAGUGAUUUAAUUUAGCAAUUAUGAUUCCUCUUGUAAAACAAAACAAAACACAAUGCCAUAUUUUUGGGAGAAAAGUUGGCAAUAUAUAAGGGGUUUUGUUGUCUGUUUCAAAAGAAGAUUCAUUUGUGUUCUUUUGGGGAACCAGUGCCUUAUUGAAUUUGUAUAUACUGUAAUUAUUCAGGACUAGGGAACAAACAGUUGUAUUUGUUACAAAUUGUAUAUGGCUUUGUUUUAACAUUCCCCGAAAUAAAAUGGUUUCUUUCUCCCCUUGGAAAGAA